AUGUCCACUACCUCGCUCUCUCCUCUAUCGCCGAUCCCGCCCGAGCUGACGCUGGACGAGCUCAAGUCCUUUCGCGCAGCGCUGUCCCCUUCGAUCCGCUCGGACCUGGACGCGUGGUUGACGAUCCUCACGGCAACAGUCGUUUCGUGCCAUCACGGCCCUGAAUCCAUCGUCCACCUCUACGAACUCGCCUUGACCCAGACCACUUCUUCUUUUUCCGCUGACGAAACUUCGCGCAAGUCUGCAUCGCAGCGAAUCCAACGACUUAUCCAAGAGGCUCUCGUCAAAGGCUCCGUGAUUCACGGUAUCCCCCCUUCGCUCGAUACCAUCUUCGCCCUUCUCACGCACAUCCGCGCAACUUCGCCCUCUUACCUCCUGGACGCCUCACACUUCGCACGUCGAUCUUCGCUGGACAAACCCAUCUCAUCCCUUACCGCAUCCGCGCAUGAAGCUCUGCGUCGAGUAUACAAGCACAACCUCGACCAGAUCCUCACCGAAAAGAUGGGCGACAACAUGGAGGAUCUGAAGUUUUUGACCCUUGAGAUCAACUAUGGGUUCAAUUUGGCGUGUCAAGAGGUGAUAGGGUGGAAGUUGACCGAAUUGGUGGUGCUUGCUGCGCUGGUGACGCAGAAUUGUCGUACGGAAGUUUCAUGGCACCUGCGAGGCGCGCUGAGAGCCGGCUGGAGCAGGGAGGAUGUGCAGAGCGUGAGAGAGGUUGCAAUGAGCCUGGCUAGACGCUUGGGGGUGAGGACAGAUAAGGUACCGGACUUGGACGAGGUCAAGGAGGAUAGCAACGAUUGA
Kalmanozyma brasiliensis GHG001 is the source of this 801-nucleotide messenger RNA. RefSeq names its product Carboxymuconolactone decarboxylase. The coding region runs from base 1 to 801 and encodes 266 amino acids. The record is from RefSeq and is a predicted model, not a curated record. Gene Ontology annotation, molecular function: peroxiredoxin activity. Lineage: Eukaryota; Fungi; Basidiomycota; Ustilaginomycetes; Ustilaginales. The transcript has a single exon.